AUGUCGAACCCAAACCUCGCAGAGGUCAUGGACGAUGGCCCGGCCUCAAUAUCGGACAAGCUCACGCUGCUGCCAGGCUACGAGCCCGAUUUCUCUGCCGUCACAUUCUGCCUCAAGGAGGAAGACCACACGCUGGGCAACUCGCUUCGAUACAUCAUCAUGAAGGACCCCCGAGUCGAGUUCUGCGGUUAUAGCAACCCACACCCUUCGGAAAACAAGAUCCACCUUCGCAUUCAGAUGUAUGACCACGCUUCGGCACUGGACGCUCUCCGCGAUGCCAUCGAGAACUUGGAUCAGCUCUUCGCCGCUAUCGGCGAGGCGUACGAUCAAAGCCUGAGCGCUGGCAAUUACGAGACGCACGUCGAGCCAAAGUUGGAUCACAAUCGUCUGGCACAGAUGGCCGAGGAAGGCAAGAAGCGACGUGCUGAAGAACAGGCGAGGGAGGCAGAAGCACGCAAACAGGCGGCGCAGGCUGCUGCUGGUCGUCCCAUGUGA
Molecule: messenger RNA, 495 nt
Organism: Sporisorium graminicola
Lineage: Eukaryota; Fungi; Basidiomycota; Ustilaginomycetes; Ustilaginales; Ustilaginaceae
Exons: 3
Coding region: 1-495 (164 amino acids)
Biological process (GO): DNA-templated transcription
Cellular component (GO): RNA polymerase I complex; RNA polymerase III complex
Molecular function (GO): DNA-directed RNA polymerase activity; protein dimerization activity; DNA binding
Source: RefSeq, a predicted model, not a curated record